Molecule: messenger RNA, 6219 nt
Organism: Coregonus clupeaformis (lake whitefish)
Lineage: Eukaryota; Metazoa; Chordata; Actinopteri; Salmoniformes; Salmonidae
Product: N-alpha-acetyltransferase 25, NatB auxiliary subunit
Exons: 23
Coding region: 20-2944 (974 amino acids)
Biological process (GO): N-terminal peptidyl-methionine acetylation
Cellular component (GO): NatB complex; cytoplasm
Molecular function (GO): protein-N-terminal amino-acid acetyltransferase activity; protein binding
Source: RefSeq, a predicted model, not a curated record
UAUACUGGUAACCUCCAACAUGGCGGCGAGAGGCCAUGUGCAAGACCCUAACGACCGGAGACUUAGACCCAUUUACGACUACCUGGACAAUGGCAACAACAAGAUGGCGAUCCAGCAGGCUGACAAAUUGCUGAAGAAACACAAGGACCUGCACUGUGCCAAGGUGUUGAAAGCCAUCGGUCUGCAGCGAACAGGGAAACAGGAUGAAGCAUUUAGCCUGGCCCAGGAGGUGGCGACCCUGGAACCCACCGACGACAACUCAUUACAGGCUCUCACUAUACUGUACAGGGAGAUGCACCGCCCUGAGUUGGUGACUAAGCUGUAUGAAGCUGCGGUGAAGAAGGUUCCCCUCAGUGAAGAGUAUCACUCUCACCUGUUCAUGGCCUACGCCCGUGUUGGAGAGUACAAGAAGAUGCAGCAGGCAGGGAUGGCUUUGUAUAAGAUCGUUCCUAAGAACCCCUACUACUUCUGGUCUGUCAUGAGUCUGGUCAUGCAGGCCAUCUCUGCGCAGGAUGAGAAGUUGGCCCAGACCAUGUUCUUGCCCCUGGCUGAACGCAUGGUGGAGAAGAUGGUCAAGGAGGAGAAGAUCGAGGCUGAGGCAGAGGUGCAACUGUACUUUAUGAUCCUGGAGCGGCUGGGGAAGUGUGUGGAGGCUCUGGACGUGGUCCGCGGUCCACUGGGAGAGAAGUUGACCAGUGAAUUGCAGAGCAGGGAGAAUAAGUGUAUGAUGAUGUACCAACGACUGCAGCUCUGGCCUGAAUGCAAUGCUCUGUCCUACAAGCUACUGCUCAAAAAUCCUGAUGAUUGGCAGUUCUAUCUCUCCUACUUUGACUCUCUUUUCCAUCUGAUGGACAAGUCCUGGAGCCUACCUAAGGAAGAAGAGUACUGUGUGGAGGGUCCAGUGCAGACCACGGUGGCAGAAGCAGUGAAGUUUGUGGUGGACAGGAUGGAGGAGCAGGACAAGAAGGAGUCUCGUCCUCUCAGAGGGCCCUACCUGGCCUGCCUGGAGCUCAUACACAGACUGAGACAGAGGGGCUGUCCUGAUGAGCACGAGCUAGGUGAUCCGUUGGAGUUGAUGGUUCAGUUCUUUGGGAAGUUUGGAGACAAACCCUGCUGUAUUACAGACCUGAAGAUAUACCUACACCUACUGCCCCCUGAGCAACACACACAGUUUAAAAACCGUCUGGGGGAGUUGGUUCCGUUGGGGGAGGUGGGGGAGGAUGGCUUUGGGUUUCCGGGGGAUACGAAGGCGUUACAGAGACACCUGUGUGUGUGUCAGCUGAGCCGGGCGCUGGGACUGCAACACGCUCUGGACACAGAGGGCAAACUACGCCUCAUCACAGAACUCAAAGCCCACUACCACCACGGACUACAGUUUGGGAAGUCGUGUCUGAAGACAGAGCUCCAGUUCUCUGAUAUGUACUGUCUCAUGGUCGCUCACGUCUACAUCGACCUCUGGACAGAAACUGGCGAUGAGAACAUGCUGUGGCAGUGUCUAGGUGUGUUAGAGGAGGGUUUGUCCUUCAGCCCCUCCAACGCUCAGUUCAAACUACUGCUGCUGCUGCUGUUCUGUCGCCUGGGAGCCUUCCAGCCCGUAGUGGACCUCUACUCCAGCCUGGAUGCCAAGCACGUACAGCAUGACACCAUAGGGUAUCUGUUAACUCGUUAUGCAGGGUCGUUGGGGCAGUUUGCUGCAGCCUCCCAGUCCUGUAACUUCUCCCUCAGGUUUUUCCACUCCAACCAGAAAGAUACCUCAGAGUACAUCAUCCAGGCCUAUAAGUACGGAGCAUUUGAGAAAAUCCCAGAAUUCAUAGCGUUUAGAACCCGGCUCAACCAAUCGCUGCACUUCGCUCAGGUCCGCACCGAGAGGAUGUUACUGGACCUGUACACUGAGGCUGACAUCGCAUCAAGUCUGGAGGAGAGUGUGAAGGCGAUGGGUGUGUGUCCUGAGGAGGAUGACAUUCCCUGGGACAACAUGAGGGACAACAGAGACUUGACUGUCCUCUUCAGCUGGGACCCCAAGGACAGGGAGCUGACUGAGGAGCAUCGUCAUCUGUCUCUAGAGGAGGAGUCGGUCUGGUUGAAGGUUCGAUCUCUCACGCUCCGCCUCCUCGCCUCAUUGGCUCUGCUCGGACACGCCCCCUCGUCACGGAACUCUGAUAAGACCAAUGAGAAUGGUGUAUCAGCCAAAAGCUCCACUCUCCUGACCCUCCUCUCCCAGCUAGACCAGACGCUACAGACCGCAGCCCAGAUCACAGAGAAACAGACACAGUACCCAUUCCUGGGCCCUCCCUCCUCCCGCCUGGCCUCUGCUCUGUCUAGUGGCAGCUGUCACUGUCAGGCCUCUGCUCUGCAACUAGCACUGACUCUUCAGGAACUAGAGACCACUGGACUGGACGACUCGUCAGAACUCCAAACCCAGAUCUGUAACUCCUUCAAAUCAUUAAUAGUACAACUAGAAGAGAUGUUAUCCAGAUGUAAAGGAGAAGUGUUAGAGAUGAAAGACAGCAGAUUGAAGACCCAGCCCUCCCUGCUAGAAACACUGGUCUUCUUCGUCGAGACGGUGUGUGUGGUGCUGUGGGUGACCAGUUACUCUGCCAGCGUCCUGCGACCGCUCAAGUCCAGCCUACAGAAGAAGAAGAAGAAGAGAAAGGACACCAGCACGGCCAUGCCAGUGGUGUUGUGUGGCUUCCAGGAGUGGACAGGCAGCCUGCAGGGCGUUGUGACCCAGGCUCUGGAUCACGUGAAGGGGCAGGAGGCCAGCCUGACGGCCCUCAAACUAGCAGCACUCACCUUGGAGGAGGGACACGCACAGACACAGGAGGAGUGUGGGUUCACCAGAGCAGCCAUGGACAAGGUUCAGAGUAGUUAUCUUGGCUCGCUGCAGGAGCUGGGAGAUCUACUGAGGAAGAGAGCUGAUUCGCUGAAGAGCCUCAAGAUCUGACCCGCCAUCACCAUCACCCUUCAAUCAACAUUGUCAUACCUAACUAUCACUAUUAUACUGGAUCACCCUAUCAUCUAACUCCACCCCCACACAGCGCCGUCUCCCCCUGCUCCUCUCAAAGGAGGUCUGCCUGCCACCAACACACCAUCUCUUUCACUUCAUCCCUCUCCCUUUCCACAUAUCCCUCGCUCUGGGUGUCUCUUUAUAUAACAGGACUCUAUCCCUCCCUCCCUUUCUUCAUCUCUCACCGUGAGAACCAUCACUGCUCUCUCAGCAAAGAACCACAGAUAUUUCCAGUUUAUUAUAUGUGAUGAUGUCACAGAGAAGCUCCUCAAACGUACUAGAGCAACAUACGAAAUAAGCAAUUUUAGAACUACUCUAAUAAAUUAUUGUACAUAGUCCGCAGAUGACAGAACAUCAACUACCACAGCAACAUCAACUCCUUGACUGAAAGUGAAUGAAAUAAGAGUUAAGGCACGUUUUCCCCUUAGUUGUUUUUCCCCGGCAUCUGUUGCUUCCAUGGUGACACUCAGAUGAGAAGAUCUUCUCCUGUUUUCCAUGUUGACCUCCUCACUUCCCCAGCCUGACCUGGCAGCCCAAACAGGUAUACUGUUGUCAGUCACACUCUGCUCAUAAGAACAAAUGGGGCGGGGAUGGUGCUUAGCUUACUAUAUGAAAACGAGGACAGCUGAACGAAGAGGGUUCUUGGCUUAUUGUACACGCAAGGAAAGCUGAACGCUGGGCCAACUCUGAAAACUUUCUGAACUGUUCAUUUCAGAAGUGCGCAACUCCAGUGCUGAUUUCAGGCCUUGACUCUUAGCCAGCAACCUAGGAAUAGAGUUGUGUGCACUCCUCUCCGGGCAACCAGUGAAUUAAUAGGUCAGUAUAGAGCUGAGGGGAAUAUUGAUCCUACAAAGUAGGAUCAAGGAGUUAGCCAGCUAACUUGCCUAAAUAUCCUGAAAUACAUAGACGUUUAGUUUUCUUAAUGAACCAGGAAAUCAAGUUAUUUCUGGUUAUCAAAGUUAGCUGGCUAACUCAUUGAACCUGCUUUGUAGUAUACCCCUCUGGGGAGAACUGAACACAGCCCUGGAGGACCGGAGUUGUGCACCUCUGGUUUAUCAAUUCUCCUCUGGAGGACCUGAGCUGUGCACCUCUGGUUUAUCAGUUCUCCUCUGGGGUGGGAUGCAUCACCCUUAUCCAAUCCCUGAUCCCCAUCAGUCCAUGCCUUUCUGAUUACAGCCCCUCAAUCCCAAACUCCCCCUUUCAACUUGUUCUUUGUGUAAAAAAAAAAAAAAAAGAUUAUCCAGUUUGUCUUUAUUUUUAUUUCAGUUUUUGUUUUCGUCUGUUUAUUUGUUUGAAACACCUUCUGGAAAGCAAAGAAAAGCAAUCACAGGAAAAUAUUGGAAUACCUGAAUCUGAAAAUACAUACAGUAUACUGUAAGUAAUGUAUUUGCAAGAUGCUUCUUUUUGUAGUCUGUCGGUGCAAAGAAAAGUGUGUGUGUGUAGCUUGCCUGGUUUAGGUAACAAUUACGACAGUCAGUGGAUGGUUUGUUUUAACACUGUAGGAGAGAAACCAGACAAACCGAUCAUUCUACAACCUGUUUAUUCAGAGAAGGUGCUAGUGAUAAAUGCUGUAGUAUCAAACGGUAUCUGGGUGGAAACGGUUCUCUGACAAUGGCUAAAACCCAAAGUUAGGAUAUCUAAAUGUGAAGGAGACAACCAACCGAUUUGCAAUGAAAAUGGGAAAUGUUUUGAAAUAAUCCUUCGUUGUCUCUUCAGGGUGUACCUCUCUCGCUCUCCUGUCUUGUCAACGGUUGUGUGAGCUGCACUGAAUCCCCCACAAUUCAUUUCACUAACCAAAACGGUCACAAUUAUGGUGUUCGAGAGCAUCAAAGCGACUGCCGACUGGCUGAUCUACAAAGAACCUUACAUCAUAAAUAAUGACUCAGUAUGAAGAAGAAAAAAAUGUAUGCACUGUAAGUCGCUCUGGAUAAGAGCGUCUGCUAAAUGACAAAUGUAAAAUGUAUUAGUAGAUCCGUCAGUCACAAUUUACCCAUGAUACAUUGCGGUUUUGAUCCUCUCGAACACGGCCUUUGUGUCUUAAAAAAAAACCCAUCCUGUCUGUACCAAAAACGUGGCUCUGUUGCUAUGGCAUUUUCCACCUGAUAGCUACAGCUAGACCUAUACCAUGCAGCGAGAGGAGACUCGUAUCAGACAGACAUCAGGGUCACGUUCAGUAGCAUUGUAGAAUGUUCUGAUAUAAAUGCAUUGAUUAGAACAUGCUAUCUAACUGGAGGGCUCUAUUCAAUCUGUAUCACGGAAGCUCAGCGUGAUUGACAUUUAAAGGCAAUGUUCCCGCGUUAUAGUGCAUUUCCACAUAACACGUUGGGGGCGAUGAAACAACUGAGGCCCAUUAAUUUUCAAUGGAGGGAAGUGGCGAGGGUACCAUUGGGUGAUGCGAGCAUGGGCGAGGGAGCGUGAACAGGGUGGGAUCAAAAUAGGGGAAAACUUAAUUUAUGCAAUUAUUCUGCGAUAUCGCAACGCUAUUGACCAAUCGAAGCUAACUAUAGCUUCCAGCCCCUACUUCAUUGGCAGUUGAUACCUAGCCUGCUUGCUAGCACCCAUAUAAUAAUAAUAAUGCCAUUUAGCAGACGCUUUUAUCCAAAGCGACUUAGUCAUGUGUGCAUACAUUUUUACGUAUGAGUGCUAGAAUGGCUAUCCAAAUUAUCCUGUUAUGAGGAAAUCUAAUUUUAGCGGAGACUGCAUUCACGGUAAACGAUGGUUUAAUAAAAAACGCAUGUCUGCUCAAUCGGAAAUUCUGUAACGCUUCAGCGAUAUUGAAUAGAGCCGUAAACUCGGAGACAUGUUUACAGUCAUGACCACCAGGGGGCACUGAAAGACUAUCCACGGAAGGCAGCAGACUGUGACUAUUAUUAAUAUUGAUCUGUACGCGUUUUUUUUUGGGGUUGUAGGUUUAGUUGAUGCUUUUUUUAACAAGACGUGGACGAGAGGGGAGGAACGUUGACCAGAUUGGUCAGUGUGGGAGGAUCAAUCUAAAGAUGACUUUUGGACUACUCAAACCCCCGGACAGAUGGACCCUAUAGAGGAUGUUAGUGGACUCAUUUUGAAGUGCGAAGAGAACGAAGUGGUCGACAAUCUGGAGUGCCAUCUCACCUGAUACCCAUCCGGUCUCUUUCUUUUGCUAGAAAAUGGAAAACAAAAACACUGGAAUGUCAUUUUUUUAUAUAUAUAUAUAUAAAAUGAACUAAUCAGUU